CGCGCUGCUGCACGAGUUGUGGAGCCGCCGAGGAGGCGCUCACUUCCGCGUCGGGCCCCGCGGCGUCCGGCUGUCGCGCCGAGGGCCGGGCGGGUCGCAGAGGGGGACUGGGACUACCAUUGUCUUGCAGUUUUUGAAAGUGUUUCAAAGCAAAAAUUCACGUGUCAGAGAGAGCGAUGGAAGGUCCUAAGGCCGAAGAAGAGGUGUUAGAUAUUCUUCGACUGAACGUGGGAGGCUGUAUUUACACAGCCAGGCGUGAGUCCUUGUGCCGCUUUAAGGAUUCGAUGUUGGCAUCCAUGUUCAGCGGUCGUUUUCCCGUAAAAACAGAUGAAUCAGGGGCUUGUGUUAUUGACCGUGAUGGACAUCUGUUUAAAUACCUGUUGGAUUAUCUUCAUGGAGAGGUUCACAUUCCCACAGACGAGCAAACCCGUGUGGCUCUGCAGGAGGAGGCAGAUUACUUUGGCAUCCCUUAUCCGUACAGCCUGUCUGACCACUUGGCCAAUGAGAUGGAGACAUAUUCUUUAAGGUCAAAUAUAGAACUUAAAAAGGCUUUAACAGACUUCUGUGAUUCGUAUGGUUUAGUUUGCAGUAAACCAACAGUUUGGGUUCUGCACUAUCUCAGCACGUCUGGUGCGAGCUGUGAGAGUAGAAUUAUUGGGGUGUUUUCCACCAAAACCGACGGAACAGAUGCCAUUGAUAAGCAGCUGGGGGGAAGAAUUCAUAGCAAAAGCAUUUUUAAAAGAGAGGCUGGGAAUAACGUUCAGUACAUUUGGAGCUAUUAUUCAGUAGCAGAAUUGAAGAAAAUGAUGGAUGCCUUUGAUGCCUGGGAAGGAAAAGGCGUUAGCUACUGGCGGGUGCCUCACGAGCUGAUAGAAUGCUGGACUCUGGAAGAACGGCCUUUACUUGGAAGCCUGCGCCACAUGGCCCCAGUUCGAAAGAGACGACUGACAGUGUUCAAUGAAGAGGAAGAAGAAGGCGUGAACUGUAAGACUGGUCCUAAGCCAGUCCGAUUUUUGGGUCCUUCCACCAGCACCCAAAUUAAAGUCAAGAACUCGGCUUCGGUCAGGGUGUCUCCGGCCGCUGCUGCCCAGCCCUGGUCCCCGGCGCCGGUGAACCCGGCUGCGGGAGGAAAGGCCGCUCAGCGCACUGCCCCGUCGAAAGCCCCGUCCCCGGUGGGCACCGCGGUGCCCGGGCGUCCCCAGGCCGCCGGGGGGACUGGGGCAGCUGAAAACGGAGCGGCGCACCCACCUCCAGCUAAAGUUCUGCUCUCCGACAAGAAGGCCACCCCGCACCGAGUGAUAAAACUGAAGCGGACUCCACUGCGCGCCUUCCCUGGGCCUUCCCCGCCCGCCUGCGCCGCAGCGAGGCCCGCGGGGCCCCCGGGGCCGCCCCCCGACGCCCCCAGCCCCUCGGAACCACAGACUGAGAACGGGAAGGACAAGACUGGUUGAUGGAAACCGGGUACUUGAGAAGUCCCGUCUGCCUCUUCGAGCUUCCAACCCGUUUAAUGCAAAUAAGAGUGGCACUCUUUCCUGCUACCGUGGAGGUGAAAACUUACGUUUCUAUUUAGGCUGAAUCAGGGGAGGUAGGAAUGGAGGAGGGAGGCUGUAAGUGGUUGGGCUUAUAUUUACUUUUUUCUUUUCCCAGCGUUUAAAUUAUUUGUCUAGGGACAGUUUUAAUUUCAAAUUUUUAAGUGAGAGAGAGAGUGUGUGUGUGUGUGUGUGUGUGUGUGUGUGUGUGUGUGUGUGUGUGUGAUGUUUAAUUAACAUUAAGGCAACAAAACAGUACAGCGGAAUCAUCACUAGAGAAGUCCACUUUGUUGCUGAGAUAAUCAUAGACUAGGCACUUUUGUAACGUUUCUCACUGCAGCCCAGGGGUAGGAGUGAGGUUUGGGCUUAGGUCUUCCUGUCUGGUGAAAUAGGGCGAUUCCCUGUGCUGUCUCAGACGGGGGUGAUUUGAGAGAAAAUGUAGAUCAGGAUGAACUCCCUACAGGUCGCUUCUCAAAAAGUAGCAUGAAAACAAAUGAUAGGGAGGGAAAAAAAGGCAAUUUGAGAUCACCUUUGACUGUCUCUUUGCUGAACUAUUUUCUUUCCUAGAUUGGCUUUUCUUACUCUUCCAUUAGCAGAUUUAUUUAUAUAUGACAAGAAGAUUUCUUGGAAUAAGAGCUGUUUAACUGUCUUUGGAAUGAAUUGUUAAAAUAUCUUAAUUUGAAUACUGAAAUUUUGAAAGGACUUUGAAAGAGAGAAGUUAAAAGUUUAACUUUUUCACUAAAGUUAGCAUUUGUUUUUCAAAAAUGACCCUUAAAGAGUCAUUCUGAUUAUACAACAUGAUUUUUUUAUGCAUAAAAGUUCCACAUAACUUGAAUUUAAUAUUUUUAAACAGAAUAUUUUGAUUAAUCUUCUAUUUUUUCACAACUGUUCAGUUGUAUGUGUUUACACUUACAUGUUAUAUUUUAUAAUUGGAUCACAUAUUUCUGCCUUUCGUGAGCAGUAUGCCUACAGUGUGUUAAAAGUAAGUUCAUAAAGCAGGGUACUUUUUACUCAAUGCAUAUCACUCUACUUGCAUUGGUUUGAAAGAGCAAAGUAAAUAUACUCAAAACAUUACUUUUUACAAAAUAAAGUAAAACUUUUCUAUAAAAAGUGAUAUUUUCUAUGACUGUACUUAUUUUUAAGCCCUGCAGUCCUUUAGUAGUUUGAAAGCUUGUUCAUUUAUCUCUUUUAUCUAUUUCUGCUUACAAAAUUGCUUUCUUGUCUAGUUAAUGUGUGAAAUAAUUAAACCAAUUUUGGAUAGCUAUCCAAAUACCAGCAGCCUUUUACAAUAAGGUGGUUUAUUUGGCUGGAAAAAAAUGAAUAUUUAACUAAAGAUUCAUGAAUGAUAUUCCCCUGUGGAAUCUAUAAAAUAUUCAGUCUCCUUGAAAAAUACUAUUAUAAAGAAUCCAGGCCUUCUGAAAAUUAAAGACCAUAGUGAGUUUUGAGAACUUUAGGAUAUUGUAAGUAUUGCUUGAUCUUUGACAUUAUGAAUUGCUGAUUCAUAUAAGAAAAUUUUAUACUAAUAAACGUGUAUUUUAUACAUGAUAAACAUUUGUCUGGAAAGGCAAUAUGUUGAAGAUUAAUCAUGAAUGAUUCAGUCAACAGUCUGCAUUUCUUUGCAUCAAGUAGUUUAAGGGACAUCUAUUUAGCACAUUUGGCCUUUGUAAGAAGAGAGGUUUUGGAAUAACUGCUGAGCCGUUGCACAGCUGAGGUGGAAAGGGACAAACCAUCCCUUAUAGAUAUCAGCAGUCAAAAUCAAAUUCAGAAUUCUCCAGUAACUUGAACAUUACUUUAUUUGGGUGUGGGUCCCUGGGAGUUAGGUUCAUUUCACAUGAAAACUCAUUUUUCCUAAUACCAGAUUUUGCAAACAUAAAAAAGCUGGUAACUCAUCAUAACCCACUCACUCUUUUUAAGUACACUAAGUUUUGAUAUAUAUACAGUCAUGCAACUGUGGUCACAAUCAAAAUAUAGAAUAUUCUAUCACCUCAAAAAUUUCCCGUGGGCCCUUUUGUAGUCAAUGCCCUGCUCUCCAUUCCUGGAAAAUAAAUUGUUUUUCAAAGGAAAGCAUGUUUUAUAAAUAUUGAUUCAUUAUCAUUACUUUGGAAAAGUAGGUUUGUGUAGUUAGAUCAGAAGACACGGCAGAAAUUGUGAAUGGUGAGUAUAGUAUUUUAAGUAUUGUUCAUAUAAAAAAAAAGAUCAUUUACCAUGCCCUCCCAGGUAAUCUGUGUUGGAAAAUGGUUUGCCCUGAUUAAAACUGAUUAAUUAUAUGGUAGAAAGCCUAAGGCUGGCAUUCAGUCUACUGAAGGAUUUGUUUCAUUUUUAUUUUUAAAUAAGUUUUUUGUGUCAAUAUUGCCUUAUGUUACCAGUUUAUAAAGUAUUUUCAUGUAUUUUAUUUCAUUGUGUUCAUUUUGCUUCUUAGUUGCAGAAUAGCGUAUGAAGGUAGUCUUUCCCAAUUCUUUAAAGAUCAGGAAAAUGAGGUCUAACAAAGUUAAGGCUAUACAGUAAUGACCCUCCUCCCCCAUUUCAGCUCCAUAAUCUAAUUUCUACAGGAUGACACAGCAUCACUGACCAAAGGAAAAGCUAGAGGGGAGAAGUAGAUGUAAAAGUGAAAAUUUGUUUAAUAUUUAACGUUUUUGAGCAGGAAGGUAUUAUGUAUUAGAUUACAUGUCUGUCUUCUAGGUUACUUCUUCUCUGUCACUUCUGUACUUGAAAUGCCUGGUACACAGCAGGCCUCCAGUAAAUUGCUGACACUUAGGGCAGAUCCCCCCCGCCCCAAUUAUUUUAUAAAAUGUGUCUGGUAGCAGUCUUCAGGGGGUGCAGAAACUGACUUCCAACCUUGCAGAAUUUAUCCUGUCAGAACAAAGAAGGUGGCUAGUAGAAGUUCCUUAAUUCAGUGAUUAUUGCUAUUGACCACAAUUGCCACUAGUAAUGGCCAUAACAGGUAUGUACCUUGUCCAGCUUUGCAAAGUAGUUCAGAGACAUGGAUCAUGAGACUUCACAGAGGUCAGACAGAUGCUGCCUGACUUCCGAGAAAGGAAAAAAGCAGCCGGCUUUGUGCUCCUGCUAGAAUUGCUGAUGCAAUUUCUUUUUCAUUUACAGACUGAACUCUGUUGUUUCCUUAGCAAGUGCUAACAUUGAAAAAAAUUGUUGAUUCACUUCCCAGUCUAUGGUUAAAUACAGUAUAAUUAUUCUCCACUCUACCUUGAUUUCUAAAGAAGGAAUUAAUGUAGAAGCCUACUUGUCUUUACCUGAGAAAUUGUUCAUGGAAGAAUUUUUAUUUAAAUAGCAUUUUGAAUGUGCACAAAGCCUUAUGGUAGUAAACUGUUCUGUAAAGGGAAGAAGGUUAACGUUUAUAUAAACAGAGAUGCCUUACAAAGAAUUGCCUUGUUUAUACCUGCAAUCCCUUUGACUAGCUUUAGUCUACAUUUGGUAGGAUGUUGGUUAGAUACUAAGUAGAAAGUAUGGAUUUAAUAAAAUUAAGGGAAGGAGCUUCUAGUAUAGCAACUGAAAAGUAUUUUUAAAUG
This is a messenger RNA of Camelus dromedarius (Arabian camel), 5053 nucleotides long. It is a transcript of the gene KCTD18, whose product is annotated as potassium channel tetramerization domain containing 18. Gene Ontology annotation, biological process: protein homooligomerization. NCBI's taxonomy places the organism in Eukaryota, Metazoa, Chordata, Mammalia, Artiodactyla, Camelidae. The transcript is spliced from 7 exons. The record is from RefSeq and is a predicted model, not a curated record. Bases 177 to 1451 code for a protein of 424 amino acids.